UCUUCCGGGUGGGGCCCCGGGCCGAGGUGAUGGCGCCUUUGGCGCGCCUCAACCCUGGGGUCCUGGUGCGAACGGGGCACACCGUGCUGACCUGGGGGAUCACGCUGGUGCUCUUCCUACACGAUACCGAGCUGCGGCAAUGGGAGGAGCAGGGAGAGUUGCUCCUGCCCCUCACCUUCCUUCUCCUUGUGCUGGGCUCCCUUCUGCUCUACCUGGCUGUGUCACUCAUGGACCCGGGCUACGUGAACAUCCAACCUCAGCCCCAGGAGGAGCCAAAGGAGGAGCAGACAGCCAUGGUUCCUCAGCCCAUCCCCCUGAGGCGCUGCAGAUAUUGCCUGGUGCUGCAGCCACUGAGGACCCGGCACUGUCGGGAGUGCCGCCGCUGUGUCCGCCGCUAUGACCAUCAUUGCCCCUGGAUGGAGAACUGCGUGGGGGAGCGCAACCACCCACUCUUCGUGGCUUACCUGGCCCUACAACUGGGGGUGCUUCUGUGGGCCCUGUAUCUGGCAUGGUCUGGCCUCAGGUUCUUCCAGCCCUGGGGCCUCUGGUUCCGGUCCAGUGGGCUUCUUUUCGUCACGUUCCUACUACUGUCUCUCUUCUCGUUGGUGGCUGGCCUGCUCCUGGCCUCACACCUCUACCUUGUGGCCAGCAACACUACCACCUGGGAGUUCAUCUCCUCUCACCGAAUUGCCUACCUCCGCCAGCGCUCCAACAAUCCCUUUGACCGAGGCCUGAUCCGAAACCUGGCCCAUUUCUUCUGUGGAUGGCCCUCAGGGUCCUGGGAGACCCUCUGGGCUGAGGAGGAGGAGGAGGGCAGCAUCCAGGCUGUGUAGGAUCACUGGAGGCAGAAUCACCAUCUCGUGCCUGAAACCUACCAGGUUCUGCCUGCAGUU
Messenger RNA from Elephantulus edwardii (Cape elephant shrew), 893 nucleotides. RefSeq names its product zinc finger, DHHC-type containing 12 (gene ZDHHC12). The transcript is spliced from 5 exons. Lineage: Eukaryota; Metazoa; Chordata; Mammalia; Macroscelidea; Macroscelididae. Gene Ontology annotation, cellular component: Golgi apparatus; endoplasmic reticulum. The record is from RefSeq and is a predicted model, not a curated record. Gene Ontology annotation, molecular function: protein-cysteine S-palmitoyltransferase activity. Gene Ontology annotation, biological process: protein targeting to membrane; peptidyl-L-cysteine S-palmitoylation. Bases 30 to 833 code for a protein of 267 amino acids.